AUGCACAGCACUCCUCAGGAGAUGGCUAUGGGCUGGAGCCCAAGGCCCCCAAGAAGGAACUUCCAAAGCAAUUGGUCCUUGACAUCUGAAGAUUCCUUCCAGGAUCCUGUGUCCCAGCUGGAGGGGUUCAGCCCCACAGCCACCUUCAGAAAGAAGAGGCUUUCAACUGUUGAGGAUUUUGAGAGUUCCAGUGGGCAGGUAGAGCCCUAUUCAGACCAUUUAGCUGCAGAGGAAGAGCCAUGCAUGUCAGCCUCAUUGAACAAGGAGGAGCGUCCAAAGAUAGAGGCCCUGCAGGCAGUGAACUGGCCAAGGAACUCGGGGAUGCCUGGAAUUUCAGACACCGCCUGGCAGAGGAGGCGAGACCCAAAGAAGCGGGCAGCUGCAAUGCAACGCUUGAGGCAAUGGGAGGCCCAGCAGCUUCAGGAAAUUGAGGAGGCGGUCCAUCACGAGCUUACCAUCCAAGAGGAGGUUCUUAGCACUGAGCUCCCCGACCAAGCCCAGGGGCCACUUAGCUUCAGCACAGUCAGGGUUGAUGCCCAGGAUCCUGCUGCCUUGGCAUGA
This is a messenger RNA of Peromyscus californicus insignis, 561 nucleotides long. It is a transcript of the gene Sysrn, whose product is annotated as coiled-coil domain containing 201. The coding region runs from base 1 to 561 and encodes 186 amino acids. The record is from RefSeq and is a predicted model, not a curated record. The transcript is spliced from 2 exons. Lineage: Eukaryota; Metazoa; Chordata; Mammalia; Rodentia; Cricetidae.